Molecule: messenger RNA, 978 nt
Organism: Lactuca sativa (garden lettuce)
Lineage: Eukaryota; Viridiplantae; Streptophyta; Magnoliopsida; Asterales; Asteraceae
Gene: MORF9
Product: plastid developmental protein DAG
Biological process (GO): cytidine to uridine editing; chloroplast RNA modification
Cellular component (GO): chloroplast
Source: RefSeq, a predicted model, not a curated record
UUCAAACUUCACCCUUAUCCCUCUUUUGCUUCAUCUCUAACACUUCCAAUGGCUACUCUCAAUUUCUCAAUCCUCUCUAAAACCCUAACCCCUAAAUCCCCAAAUCCUAUUUCUAAACCCUCUUCAUUCAUCACUUCUAACCUUCCUUUCGUCAAUUCUCAAUCCCUAAAACCCAUUUUCACACAAACCAUUCCAAAGUCGUCCCGGGUUCGGACACACCAAAUAAGGGCGGCAGUCGAUGGGGAUUAUUCGUCGAGAAGAAGCAGUAGUAGUGAACCCAGGGAGACCAUUAUGUUACCUGGAUGCGAUUAUAAUCAUUGGUUGAUAGUCAUGGAGUUUCCGAAGGAUCCUGCUCCGACCAGAGAGCAAAUGAUUGACACUUACCUCAAUACACUUGCUUCUGUUCUUGGCAGUAUGGAAGAAGCAAAGAAGAACAUGUAUGCUUUUAGCACUACCACAUACACCGGGUUCCAGUGCACUGUAUCUGAAGAAACAUCUGAAAAAUUCAAAGGAUUACCUGGAGUGCUUUGGGUAUUGCCCGAUUCAUACAUUGAUGUGAAGAACAAGGACUAUGGAGGUGAUAAAUAUGUGAAUGGAGAAAUAAUUCCAUGUCAAUAUCCAACAUAUCAACCAAAACCACGAAAACAAUCAAAAUAUGAGAGUAAAAGAUAUGUAAGACAAAGAGAUGGACCUCCUCCUGAGCAAAGAAGACCAAAGCAAGAGGCAACUUCCACCUCUUCUGAAUCACCUUCUACAUGAUAUCUCAUGGGUGGCAACCAUAAGUUGAGAAAGAAGACACUAAUGGGAAAUGCUAGCAACAUCUUGUAGCCAUGUCUAUGCAAUCAAGAAGAAGAAGAAAGAGAUUUCUGCUUAUGGUUUAAUUUUGAUAAUUUUUUAGGGCAGAAAAUUAUGUGAAAACUUUGCACGGCUUGUAGUUGAAAACUAUAAUAUAUGUGAUCGAUUUAGUUAUUGAAUUAA